Doryrhamphus excisus (bluestripe pipefish) is the source of this 5468-nucleotide messenger RNA. The record is from RefSeq and is a predicted model, not a curated record. NCBI's taxonomy places the organism in Eukaryota, Metazoa, Chordata, Actinopteri, Syngnathiformes, Syngnathidae.
GUGAGUGUGAAUGGUUGUUUGUCUAUAUGUGCCCUGUGGUUGGCUGGCCACCAGUCCAGGGUGUACCCCGCCUCUCGCCUGAAGACAGCUGGGAUAGGCUCCAGCACCUACCGCGACCCUCGUGAGGAAAAAGCGGUAGAAAAUGAAUGAAUGAAUUAUUAUCCGUAUAAAAAAACAUCAAUGGAGCGCUUCCAGCUGUAAAAUGCCUGGACUUUAUCCGUAUAGCGUUCCUCAAUCCAAACGCCAUUAGCCCUGCUUAGCUUAAUACCUGCCCAUGCACAUCACAUGACGCCACAACAACUUGAACAUACAUGGAGAACAUUGAAUAAUUUCUCAUUAUGAAAUACAGAAUAUAUAUAAUCAGAACGAGGUCUUACCGUGAAUAAGCGAUGGCCACGCUGCGUGGAGGGGAAACCAAGACGCAUUAUUAGCAAGUCCGGCCUCUGUUGUUGUGAAAGUUCCUAAGUCAUUCUGGAACCAUGUGAUGUCGUGAGGAAGCAGCCCCCCGCCCGGGGGCUUUGUUCCGCCUCUCCACACCACUAGGAGAAGUAAUCCUCCAAGUGGGCGUCCAUUGGUUGCUGCUUGGGAACUGCAAAAACAGGGCAUAAUAGGAGCAUUGUGCCGAAACCGACAACGGAAAAAUGAAGCAAAUACGCGCUUAAAGAGAGGAUUUUAUUGAUUAAAAAAAACUAAAAUACGACAUCUGCUUAUCUUACAGCGCCAUCUUGUGGUAAAAGGCACUCAGUCAUUUGUUCAACACCCCCAUAGUCACUUUUUUACUCCGAUUAUUCUUUGUUACCAGGCUUCGUGAUCACUUCAGGGGCCUCUCCAACACACUUAAAGUGACAGGGGAUGAAGCACAAAGAAGCCAAAACUUACCACUUCCACACAAAAUGAGAGGAGAACUUUUUUUCCUAUCAAUCCCAGCCUUGGCAAAAGUAAUGUAAUCCGUGGUUUGGACUAAUAAUAGACCAGAUUAAACCACAAAACUGUGAUUUUUUUUUUUUUUUAACAAACUCGGAUAUAACGAGGGAGCAAUAUCGGAAGCGAGUUAUGACGUUGCUUCAGUUUUUCUGUAUCUUCUGAAGCAAGUAGUCCAUCUGAAGGUUGAGGUUCGGUUGUCCCUUCUUGGUCUUUUUGCACAGCAUCUGAAACUUCUCCAUCUUCCUCUGUUUGUACAUGCGGAUGGCCUCCUCUCGCCGCUGCUUGCUCACGAGGUACUCCUGAGAAGAUAGUUACGGUUCAGAAGAUGGUGAGGUUGGGCCUCAUGGAGUACUGGGACUGGGACUGAGACUGGGAAUCUCAGGCACUACUCUAUUUAGCUGGGAUAGGAUCCAGCUUCCUUGUUUACUUUUUCUUCUUCUGCACCAAAAUGCAGACUCACCUCUUUCUUUUUCCUUCGUUUCUCCUUGACUUUUUCGUACUCUUCUUUGGACCUCUGUAAGGACGUCGUCUUCAGCAUCUUCUUCUUCAUGCGGUUGCUCAUGGGAAGGCUUCACGGGAAUAUGGAAGUGGCUUUAAUUUGUCCCCGAGGAUAAAACUACACUUCCUGGGUAAAUACUCACAUUUGUGGUGCUGGUGUUGACGUCUCAAUAGCGCUACUUUCCGCCUCAGACGUGGCUUCUGGAUCAGGAGCUGUUACAGGUUCUGGUGCUUGUGUAGCGUCGUACUGUGUCUCUGCCUUCCUGCCCUGUCCGGUUAUUCUCAGCUUGGACCUGUUCACUCGGUUCGUCCACGCUUCGCUCUUCAGCUUCUCUUCCUCGGCCAUGUAUAAAUGUUUGAGGUGUUCAGGGUACGCCUCAGCGUACAGCGAUGCUGUCUGUGGGUUCAUUUUCUUCUUCUUCUCCUUCCGUAGAAGUUUGUUGUACUCAUGCUGCACUUUCUCCUUCCGCCUCAGGGCAAAACCUUUACCUGAAGUGUGGUGAUAAACGUACAUUGUAAAGCACAUAUUCACUUAUUCAUGGUUCGUUGUUAUUGUGUAGCGACAGCUACAGCUACUACAACAGUAGUAAUAUGACUUUAAUUGCAGUACAGUAAGUUGUAAAACAACAAGUUAACAUGGAAUAAAAAAAGUAUACAUAUAGAAAUGACUAGACACUUUAAACAUACAGUACCUUCAUUCACGCUUCCUCGAUAUACUUUGUUCUCCGGAACCCAUUUCUUCUUCUUUUUGACGUCAUCGGUUUGCUUGAUUGACUUCUUCCGGUUUGUUUCUUUCUUUGGGAGCGUAUUUUUCAUCAUUUUUUGAUAUGUAGAUAUGUAAACUAGUGGGACAGUAAAAUGUUUACACGCGUGCUAGUACUGCGUGUCUUUACAGUCGCAGAUUGAUGACGUACACAAGAAACGUGAAUAACCGACUGCAGAUCACGCGAUCAAUAUGGGAUAUAUUUUCUUCCUCCGUUCGCUUUUUUUAAACAAUUAACACUGAAUUAUUAAAAUAUUACAUUAAAUUGGUAUUAAAACUAUUUUAUGUAGAGCAAUAUUUCAGAAGAGGCCCCAGAGACGUCCAAAAUAAAAAUCGAUGAUAUGUUUUCAACUACUAAUGCCUUGAGUAUAUCGGAAGUGGACUGCCGACUAGAUUCACUUCAGUCUGCCUGGCUUUUUUAGUAUUUCAACAUGAUUCCCGUCUCCAUCAGCCUUACGGAGGUCCAGCAACGGAUAAAUGAAGUCACUCGGUUUCUCGAUGCAACUCUGUGCAUCGCCAACGCCCACACUGUCGAGUUUUACACCCACGACGUGUGGAGCCGCUUCGUGGCUGUUUCACCCGAAGAGGUUCUGGCUGCCAUUGACAGAAGCGGCCACCAGGGGGAGACAAAAGUCCUAAAACAAGAAAAAUCCGGGACCACAUUUGGCUUCUGCCAAGAUACAAAGCAGCUUGUUGAUAUAAAUGAACUAUUGCAAGCAGCAAAGGCCCACUCACUUCCUGGUUUGAGAGUCUGCAUAAGCCAAGAUGAGCUUCUGGAGGCCCUCAGACGAAACAUGUCGGAACCGGACAAUACUUCCACGGCUGAGGUGGAGUCGGACGAGUUUAUGAGCACAAAGAAAUUCCACGAGGUCCGAUCCAUGUCGGAGGUGGUGGACUGUUUGGCCAAGCACUGUGGAGUCAAACAGGAAAGUAUGAAAUAUGAAUAUUAGCAUGUUGAGACUGUGUAGACUCCAUGGAGCUCCAUGUCGUUCCUGCAGGUGAUAGACGUUGGUUCAGGGAAGGGCUACCUGAGCGCCUUCUUGUCCCUGCAGCACGGCCUCCGGGUCUUCGGCAUCGACUCGUCCAGCAUCAACACCCACGGCGCCCGGGAGAGAAACCGCAAGCUGAAGAAGUUCUCCAAGGUGUACCACAAACGCACGGAGGCUAAAAACGCAGAGGAAGAGAUGCCCUCGGAAGAGGUCGCAGAACUAAAAGCUGGAGAUGAUGGAGAUGAAGGUGGGUCACAGGAGGUGCUGCAGAUACCAGACCCUGCAGAGAAUACGGAGGAGCUUUUUCUUAGCGCCUUGUCACUGGACGUGAUAACUCCUGGGAGAACUUCUACUUCACUGACUGAUGAGGAGAGACUGAGGAGGAAGAAGGAGAACCUGGAGAGGAAAUCCCAGAACCGGAGCAGCGGCUCAGAUGUCUUCUCGCCACUCAUGUCCUACGUUACCGCGGAAACGGAGCUCGGGGAGCUCAUCCAGGACCUGGAGCACGCGGUCCUGGUGGGUCUGCACACCUGUGGCGACCUGGCUGCUAGCACCCUCAGGAUGUUUGUGGCUAAAGCGGAGCUCCUGGCCGUCUGCAGCGUGGGGUGCUGCUACCACCAGCUCUCUGAGGAGUUUCAGCCCGACGCGCGGGAGUGUUUGGGUUCUGCGUUCGGGUUCCCCCUGAGUCAGCACCUCCGCCGCCUCUCGUGGUUCUGCGGCAGAAACGCCCGCAUGUCGGCGUGCUUGGCGCUGGAGAGAGUUGCGGUGGGACACGGGAUCCAAAUGGAGUCGCUUUUCUACCGGGCGGUGCUGCAUGUCAUCCUCAGGGAUCACUACCACGCCCAUAAAAGCGAAAAGCGAGUAGGGAACGUUUACUCCAAGGCCAAAUCCUUCGUGGAUUACGUUCGGCGAGCUCUCGGAAAACUGGACCUGGAUGAUUCAAAACUUUCCGACGCGGACAUCCAGCGGUACCACGAUGCCUACGGACCGCGCCGGGCCGAAAUGCACGCUUUUAAUCUGCUGAAGGCGACGCUUGCUCCCUGCAUUGAAGGUCUCAUCCUCCUGGAUCGCCUCUGCUACCUUCAGGAGCAGGAGGAAGGAUUCUCGGCUGCGUUGGUGCAACUUUUUGACCCGCUUCUGUCACCAAGAUGUUACGCCAUCGUGGGACUGAAAGACCGCCGAAGCAGGAAGUCAUCAAAAUCUACCGCCGCUCAUUCCUAGGAUUUGCUCCAUAUGAUUUUUUUUCUUAAUAAACUGAUUUUUUACUGACGAUAUCAUCAAAGAAGUUAGCUGAUAUCACAAACGUAAACUCGGUCAUGGACUAAGUCGUCAAAGGUUGGACAUUUUGGACAAAUCUAUUCUACAGGAGCAUGGUUUGGAUCCAAUGCCGCCAGUUUAUGACCCACUUCUGUCGCCAAGAUGUUACGCUACCGAAAGACUUAAGUACUGCAGCAACAGGAAGUCACCAAAAUAUAUGCCAGUCAGGCAUUAUUAGUUGUUUUUUUUAAAUAAAUGGAGGUUUUACUGAUGACCAUCAGAUGGAUCGUUCCGUUGCGGACAUCACUAACAAAUACUCAGCUGAGUAAAUCCACGGACUAAUCAACCAAAGGUUGGAUAAAUCUAUUCUACAGGAGGAUGGAUCCUCUGUUGCAAGUUUUUGACCCACUUCUGUCGCCAAGAUGUUCCGCUAACGUCUUAGCAACAUGCGUUGCCAGUCAGUCCUCGGAUUCGUUUUUCCAAUAAAUUGAGAUUUUAAUGAUGACAUUAUGAUGGAUUGUCCUGAUAAAGUCGUACAAUUAAAAAACUGAUCCGGAGAGACAGGCAAUGAUGGGUGGGGUAAUAAUGAUGGCUAAUAACUAUAAAAGCAAUCUUCCCUCACUAAAUGUACUGCAAAAAAGGCCAGUAAGGAUAAUUUAUAAUGCCGCCUACAAAGAACAUACUAACUCCUUAUUUCUAAAAUGACAAAUACUUCAACUUGCUGAUACAGUUCAUCUUCAAACAGCUAAAAAUAAAUUAAACUAUAUUAGGAAAGCAGGAAGUAAACAAAUUUUUUUUUUAAUUAAAAAGAAAUUAAACUAUAUUAGGAAAGCGGGAAGUGAACGAAAAAUAUAUAUUUUUAAAAAAAGGAAAAAAUAAAAUAAAUUAAACUAUAUUAGGAAAGCAGGAAGUGAACAAAUGUAACAAUUUGGAGUGGCUAAUUAACCUAGCAUGUUGUUGGAAUGUGGAAGGAAACCAGAGUACCCGGAGAAAACCCACUACAAUAUAAUAUUAUAUUGUAUGGUCAUAUACAAUAU